AUGGAGAGACAGGUUCAGCAGUUUGUGACCAUCCGUUUCGGGAACCUUUGGCUGGAUGUGCCACUCGGCCCGCUUGUGACUGCUGUCAGCGAGAGUUGGAAGAGCACAGCUGCGUCGCCAAGUGAACCUGAGAAGGAAGAAGAAGAAGUCAAUUCAGUACCCACAGAUGAGUUUGUUCCUGUGAUCUCCAAGUCAACCAAGAGGAGGAUGAGAGCCGCAGCAAGAGCUUCGGAAGGUGCUGCAUAUGAUCAGCACAUGAGUGUGCACAAAACUGCGCCCUCUGGCUCGGUUCCUCCUGGCUUUGCAAAGGCACCAUGUGCCAAGCCAGUGAAUCAGCAGCCGCCACACAAGUUUAGUGGCACAUCACUUCAGGAGUGGCCCAUGCUUGCAAAAGGAGCUCCUCCAUUGAAGAUAGGCUCACCGCCACAAUCUGUUUCAGCAAGAAGAGAGCCGCUUCCUUCGUCUACAUCGACCAAGGUCGCGGUGCCGCUCACCCCUUCUAAAUUGAAGGUGGGUACAUCAGCAAACAACGUUGUACACGAAGCAUCAGGGGCAAGCUCAUACAAGCAUGCGCCAAAGGCCUCGGGGGCGGCUCAUAAGCCUUCCGUGGCAGAGAAAGGCAAAGCUCUGAUGGUGGAAGAGGCUGAAAUUCCUCGACCACGUGGUCAGCUUCGCGUCGACGCACCGGAGUUCAUCCCCACGUACAUGGAGCCGGACACCAAAUGUCCGCUCAUAUGGCGUGGAGUGUACCUCACUCCGGAAGAUAUUCGGACAGGCCAUGUCGAUCCGACCGCCGCAAUUUCGGACCCCUUAUCAUCUUCGGUAGCAAUGCCACGCCCGUCAUUUGAAGCUUCCUUUGACCCGGCUCGUCACCGCCGCCGGCGGCAGAGGGCGCAUCAGGCAUGGGUCGAUCUUCCGGCGGCAAUUGACUCCAACACAGCAACACGUCAGCGACAACAAGUUGCCCAACCCAUUCGGAACAGAGAUGGGAAUGCCAACGCAAGAAUCCGCGGAAGGCGUCACACUGAUUUCCAUAGAGUCAUAACACAAAGCAUAUGUCAAACAUUGAAAGAUAUGCUGCCAGGCCAUUCCAUGUCAGUAGAUGAUAUUGGUGGUGCAAUCAUGCGGCGCACAGAUGCUCUCGCCAAAUUGCCGGAGUAUGAUGAGUUUGUAAAAGAAGUACCUAAGAGAAGAGAGUAUGUCACUCAAGCUGGCCGUGCAAGUGCAAGACGUGCAGCCUUGAAGAGAAGGGAGAUGGCACUACGUGCAGACUCCGGACACAGUAGAGUAGAAGGCAAAAGUUCUCCGUCUUCAAGUCAAGUCAGUAAAGGAAAAGUGAGCAAGAAAUCGGAAGAUACGCCAAGGAAAGGAGCCACAAUACUCACUCCAUGGCCAGCUCAGAACAGAGUUUCAAGCAACUCAUUUGAAGUGUUUAACUCACUGCCAAUUGGUGUUAGAGUGCCAACAGAUACUAGUGAGACAUCUUCCGCAUCAACACACUUCAAGAGAAAGAAAGCACGCAGGACUGUUGUAGAAGGUCCCCGCCGAAGGACACGAAGCCAGAAGGAUUCGGACAAUGAAGACUUCAGGUCAAGCGAUGGUGGGUCUUAUAAUCCCCUAUCAGAUAGUACCCCUUGUCCUUCGGAGAGUGAGCGUGAGCCACACAUGGAUCAGCCGUGUGACCACAUGGGGCACUCCGAGCAAGUCCUUGUGACAAAUGAAGCUCGUUCGGUUGAAGAACAAUUGGCCACCCUUACAGCCGCACUUCAACAAAGAGAUGAUGAGCUAGCAGCCCUGCGAAAUCAGAUGAGUGAUAACCUGAAUAAGAGCAGUGAAGGGCAUGGUGGUGCAAGUACUAGUAACCAACCAGGAGGAGCUGCACUCAGCCUUGAGGCGAUCCAAAGAAUGAUCGCCGAAGGAGUUAAGACGCAGCUGAUGCAAAAUCAUCACUCCAUGCGGCCAGGCUAUGUUAAGCCAUAUCCUCCGGACGUUGACCUUGUUCCCUUCCCAAGCAACUAUCGGCAGCCGCAGUUUAGCAAGUUCAAUGGAAGCGGGUCACCACAUGAGCACAUUGCCCAUUUUCUUGCAGCUUGCCAAGACACAGCUCAUAAUGGGGCACUUCUGCUGAGACAGUUCGUGCAAACACUAUCUGGCCCUGCCUUCACUUGGUACAGCAAACUAGCGCCAAGUUCAAUCAAAACAUGGGAACAAAUGCAGAAUUCUUUCCUUGAGAGGUUUUACAGUACCCAAAGGACUGUAGGCAUCACAGAGUUAACCCAGACUGAGCAGGGCAUGAAUGAGAAGGCAGCUGAUUUCAUUAACAGAUGGAGAAAUCUAAGUCUGCAUUGCCCACAGCCAAUCACUGAGCCGGAAGCAGUGCGCAUGUGCACAAAUAACUUGCUUUCUGAUGUGGCUGUGCAGUUACAAGGGGUGCGGCCAAUAACAUUUGAAGAGCUAGCCUCUAAAGCUACUGAUAUAGAGAACUAUAUGCAGCUUAGGGCUCGUCGAACAAAGCCAACAUUCAGUAAACCUAUGGAGAAAAGUGGCCAGCGGGAGAAGCCACCAAGCAAACCAAGGUCAGCCCAAGCGAUGGAAACAACAACCAGCCCUCACUUCCAGUCCGGGAGAGGUGCGCCAAGGAACCAAGAGCAAAGAGGCACACAGCUUGCUAGGAGGCCAACUCUCAGCGAGCGUCAAAACAGGGAGUAUUCGUUUCCGGUAGAUGAAAUUGGUGAUCUUUUUGCGGGUUUAAAGGAGUUGAAACUUAUAGAACUUCCCAAUCCCAAAAGGCCGGAAGAAGCUUCAAAGUUCAAUGAGCCAAACUUCUGCCAUUACCAUCGCAUCUUGGGCCAUACACUCAAAGAUUGCUUUGUGGUAAAGAAUAUCAUCCAGAAAAUGAUUGACGAGGGGACUAUCGAUACAGAUCUCCUCAAAAGUAUGACGAAGGGAAAGAAGAUGGCGUCAGCAAAUGUCGCCACCCUUCAAGAUGAUUCGGCCAUUCGGAAGCCCAGGAUCAGCAUAAAAGAGAGGCUAACGUACCCUGCAACAAUGGUGCAUGGCCCGGUUUCUCCGCUUCUCGAGGACCCGAAGAUCGGGAGCAGCGGCGGUCAAAACGUCGUGUACUACCCCGAGUGAUGGAAGAAGCUCCUCCUCUGCGCUUCGCACCAAAGAUAUAUCAACACACCACGAAGCGCAUGAAGGUCCCUAGUGAAGAAUUCAACGUUCUCACUAUUGGUGUGUUCAGGGAUGAAGAUGAGUCUCUUUGUUUUCCUGAAGAAGAACCAUUAGAAGUUGAUCAGGUUCAUCUUAGAUCAGGUCGCCAACUAGCAGACCCUCAUCCCCCACCUAGGAAGGAACCAAAAAGUAAGGAUGCAGUUCCGAAUGAUUCGACUGACCCUGCAUGUAGGGUGCCAGUCAAGUAUGAUGUAAUCGCACAUUUGAAGAAAAUACCAGCCAUGUUAUCUGUGUA
Molecule: messenger RNA, 3469 nt
Organism: Lolium perenne
Lineage: Eukaryota; Viridiplantae; Streptophyta; Magnoliopsida; Poales; Poaceae
Source: RefSeq, a predicted model, not a curated record